AGUCCAUAGGCCCCGCCCCCGGGGCCGCGCGGGCGCAUUGGCUGUACCGGGCGCGGGCGCUCGGUAGCACUUUGAACCGGGCGUUGAGCAGCUGGGACCGGAGUUGUGCUCACCGGGGUCGGGCCAGGUCGCUGCUGCUCUGGCCAUGGCCGAGGCACGCACAUCUCGCUGGUACUUUGGGGGGCUGGCUUCCUGCGGAGCCGCUUGCUGCACGCACCCGCUGGACCUGCUCAAGGUGCAUCUACAGACCCAACAGGAGGUGAAGCUGCGCAUGACUGGAAUGGCACUGCAGGUGGUGCGAACCGAUGGCUUCCUGGCGCUCUACAAUGGCCUGAGUGCGUCGCUGUGCAGGCAGAUGACCUACUCUCUGACUCGGUUCGCUAUCUACGAGACCAUGCGGGACUACAUGACCAAGGACUCCCAGGGGCCUCUCCCCUUCUACAACAAGGUGUUGCUGGGCGGCAUCAGUGGUUUAACUGGAGGCUUCGUGGGGACCCCAGCAGAUUUGGUCAAUGUCAGGAUGCAGAACGACAUGAAGCUGCCCCCAAGCCAACGACGCAACUACUCUCAUGCCCUGGAUGGUCUGUACCGUGUAGCCCGUGAAGAAGGCCUGAGGAAGCUCUUCUCUGGUGCAACUAUGGCGUCCAGCCGUGGGGCCCUCGUCACUGUGGGCCAGCUGUCCUGCUAUGACCAGGCCAAGCAACUGGUCCUCAGCACUGGGUACCUGAGUGACAACAUUUUCACCCACUUUGUCUCCAGUUUCAUUGCUGGUGGAUGUGCCACGUUUCUGUGCCAGCCCCUGGAUGUGCUGAAGACUCGCCUGAUGAACUCCAAGGGCGAGUACCAGGGUGUUUUCCACUGUGCCAUGGAGACAGCAAAGCUUGGACCCCAGGCCUUUUUCAAGGGUCUCUUUCCCGCGGGCAUCCGUCUCGUCCCCCACACUGUGCUCACGUUCAUGUUCCUGGAGCAGCUUCGGAAGCACUUUGGCAUCAAAGUGCCAACCUGACAUGGCCAGGGACACCUGGGCCAGGCUCGGUCACUGUGCUGAGCUCCUUGGAAGAGCGGGAAAGGAACGGGCUCUCCUCCUUGGCCUGGGCCCAUGCUGGUCCCCAGCAGGCUCCUGCUCUUCCCUGCCUUGGGCUGCUGGCUAUGCCUUCUGACCCUGCCUUGGCCCCACUCAAGUGGCACCUCUGCCCUACUUACUCCCAGGCUCUCCCCACUGGGUCACCCCGUCUUCCUAUCUGAUGAUUCACUCAGAAGAGGUCUGGCCUGGCUGGUGUCACUGUCCCCACCUCCCUGGCUGCUACCGUGCCCUGCCUGGCAAGCCCAGCGAAGCUGAGUUCGUUUCCUGCUCCCUCUCGCCCCCUGUGCAGGGAGCAGCUUCCACCCAGAACUUGGGUAGUGUGGCAGGGUACAGCCUGUGGCAGCUUCUGCUUACCAAAUGACUAGAGCACACACUCAAGCACUUUGUCACAAGAGGGACCACCGUGCUGUGUUCUUGAAGGUAGUGCCUUCAGGAGAGGGGACAGACAGGCAGCGCAGAUCACCAGCAGAUGCCAUGACCGUGGAGUCCAGAGAAAGUGCCGGGGGUUCCCGAGCGCACCUCCUGUAUGCAGCCUUGGCUGCUCUAAUGGUCAGUUUUGCUGAGCCCUCCUGCUCAGCGGCUACUGCCGUCACCAGGAACUGUCUGUGUCCCUCACACGCCUGUGCCCUCCCUUGCUCGGCUUCCCCAGGGCCAGGUGGGCAUGCUGGCAGAGCUGGGGCAAUGAUGGAUUCAUCGUUUGUGCCCUCCCAGGACCUGGCUUCCUGUAUGGCAGGCAUCACCCCUCACCAUCCCUCAGGCUUCGAAGCAGCCUGUUUUCCCUCAAAUGGGGUUGUGUGUAUCAACACGAGGUUCGGCCCUGUGUCUCCCACAGGCCCUCCCCCAGGAGGUGGCAGCAGCCCAGGGGCACUGCCUACACCUCUCUUCAGGAUCUAAUAAACCAAGUGGCCUGGGAGGCCUUUCUGUCUUCCCUGCACACUCCUCGCCCA
Messenger RNA from Mus caroli (Ryukyu mouse), 2031 nucleotides. RefSeq names its product solute carrier family 25 member 10 (gene Slc25a10). NCBI's taxonomy places the organism in Eukaryota, Metazoa, Chordata, Mammalia, Rodentia, Muridae. The record is from RefSeq and is a predicted model, not a curated record. Gene Ontology annotation, biological process: transmembrane transport.